AAAGUGACCAAAUAUAUUCUCUAGCUAACGCCUUUUCCCUAUCCUCCAUUCUCUUAUUUUGUUCAGUUCCAAGGCAAAUGAGGAGCAAUAUUACCAAACUUGCAUCUUUAAUUCUUACUCUUUCAAUAGUAAUAUUGGAGGUGCAUGGACGCAGAUCUCUGCGGUACAAGUCUUCUGAUGAAUUAGUUUCAGAUGGUGUUCAUCAAGCCGAUGAAUCUUCUUCACUUUUGCUUCUCAAAGGAAUGGAUUCUGGUGAGGAGUGCGAGCAAUUGUAUGGCUUCUUGCCAUGCUCAAAUAGUAUGUUUGGCCAUAUCUUCCUUAUUGUAGUUUAUGAAUACUUGUUGUUCAAAGGAGAAUCAUUGGUGGCCGCUGGGGGCGAGCAGAUAUUCAAAAUUCUGGGUCCUGGUAUCUUUGGUGCGAGUGCCUUCCACGUCCUUGGUGCCCUUCCUGAGUCCUUAAUUCUUCUUGCUUCGGGACUUUUGAACACGAAAGAAACUGCACAAGAGUACGUCUUCACCGGAGUUGGAUUGUUGGCCGGGUCAUCAAUUUUCCUCUUGACAAUUCUUUGGGGAACUUGUGUUAUCGCCAGCAGCCAAGACUUUUCAAAUAGCUCUCAGUUUUCUAAUUCCACACAAACAUCACGUCAAAGACUUCAUACAUUAUUGACUGGUUGUGGUAUCAGUACAGAUUUGGAGACAUGUUACACUGCCAGGAUUAUGGCCCUCUCAAUCAUACCAUUUAUCAUCGUCCAGUCUCUAAAGAUAUUUUCUUCAUCUUCUGCGGAACGCAUCGUUAUCUUGAUUGCUAUUGUUGUUUCUACAGUAUUCCUAUUCCUAUACUUCUCUUAUCAGAUCUUCGAGCCUUGGAUUCAGAAAAGAAGAUUAGAAUUUGUGAAACAUAAAAAUUUAAUAUUAAGCAUUUUACAACAUGUACAAAAACAUGCCCUAGGAAAUAUCCUCACUGCCGAUGGGGCACCAAAUGUAAAUGCGAUAAAGAGGCUAUUUGAGGAGGUAGAUCAAGAUGGUGAUAAUAUUAUAUCACCUUCUGAUUUAAGAGAACUGCUUCUUGAAAUAAACUUUACUGGAACAUCUAUUGAUAAGGAGAAAGAAAUUGGAAAAGUGAUGAAAGAAUUUGACCUUGAUGGUGACCAAAAAAUCACUAUGGAUGAAUUCGUCACUGGCUUCACAAAAUGGCUCGAUGAGACAGAACAUGCUAUAGAUAAGCAAUAUUUCUCAAAAAAGUCCUUAAAGGACGUAUAUCAGGUUUUUGGACCUUGGCUUCUAAACAGAAGGAGAGAAAGAGAAAUGACAAAAGACCUUAUACAAGAAAUAUUAAGACAUGUUCAAAGCAAUGUUGUAGGAGGCCUUCUCAAAGAAGACGGCACACCGGAUACACAUAGUAUUAAAAGGUUGUUUGAGAAAAUGGAACACGACAGCAAUAAUUGCAUAUCGCAACAUGAACUAAAAGAACUAAUUGCGGAUAUCAAGUUUGGCAAGCUUCCUUUAGAUGUGGAGGAAGCAGUUCUUAAAUUGAUUGAAGAACUUGACACUGAUGGUGACCAUCUGAUUAAUGAAGAUGAAUUUGUUUCUGGAUUUGCUAAAUGGCUUGGCACAACUGACAAUCAGGAUCCUUCUACAACUGAGUCUCAAGAUGAUAUCUACCAAAAAACUUGGGAAGCGACGGACAAGUUGGUGGAUGAAAAGAUAGGCAAUGCAGUUGUUGACAACUCUUUACAGGCAUGGUUCAAGGCUAUGAUGCUAUUGGUGCUUGGCAUUGCUCUAUUAGCGAUUUUAGCGGAACCUCUGAUAGAGAGUGUUCAAAGUUUCUCUAAAUCUGCAAGUAUACCAUCUUUCUUCAUCUCAUUUAUUUUAGUCCCGUUGGCUACCAACACUAGAGCAUCAGCAUCAGCUAUAAAGGAAGCUAGACGUAAGAAGUCAAGAACUACUUCUUUGACAUUUUCUGAGAUUUAUGGUGGAGUAUUCAUGAACAACAUUCUUGGCUUUUCAGUUCUUUUAAUCCUAAUAUAUGUGCGUGAAUUGACUUGGGAAUUCUCUGCUGAAAUGCUGGUAGUUCUUCUUGUUUGCGCUACAAUGGGCCUUAUCGCGAGCUUUCGCUCUACCUUCCCCAUUUGGACAUCAUUCUUGGCGUACCUUCUAUAUCCAUUAUCUUUGCUCCUAGUUUAUUUUUUCAAUGAUGUUCUCAAUUAUACUUAAUUAAGGGACAAAUAUGCUUCUUCCUUUUUUGAAUUUUUUGGCCCAAGGUUUAAAACUUACCAAAUGCAUGAGAUUAAGAUUACAACGAGAAUCUCCCCCCACCCCCC
Messenger RNA from Quercus lobata, 2320 nucleotides. RefSeq names its product sodium/calcium exchanger NCL2-like. Gene Ontology annotation, molecular function: calcium ion binding; calcium:proton antiporter activity. The coding region runs from base 78 to 2213 and encodes 711 amino acids. Lineage: Eukaryota; Viridiplantae; Streptophyta; Magnoliopsida; Fagales; Fagaceae. The transcript has 9 exons. Gene Ontology annotation, biological process: calcium ion transmembrane transport; intracellular calcium ion homeostasis. The record is from RefSeq and is a predicted model, not a curated record. Gene Ontology annotation, cellular component: membrane.